AUCUAUCUGACGUCCCCAGGUGCGUUUGGUAAGAUGCCUGAAUGCAUGCACGAGGUGCUGUCAAGAAAUCAAUAACUUUACCUCCCUAUUCUCUCGUUUCUGGUCGUGCCGCCAUCGUUGACUUUGAAUUGUUUCCGACACUGAGCAUUCCACCCCACUCUUUCUUCACCUUGAACAACACCCUGCCCACAUUCCUCUCCUUCCCCCGCUUCCCGCGUGGGUGAGGGCUUCAAUCCAUUCCUCGGAGCUUCACACACCACGGUGAUUAUGGGGAAUUCAUCUCCUCCAUUCCUUUACAGCCGUCCAGAAGCCUACCGCUUCAAGGGUCCAACUGACCGGCCCUUCAACCCUAAGGCUGUCACAAAGGCGAGCUGGACUCGACCAGUGCCGAAGCCAAAGCCCGAUGGGCCACUGAUCAAUUUCAACCGACACCCAGACUCCUAUUCCAAUAUCCCCGAUGGAAAAUCGCGCUGGACUCCAAUGGGCCCAAGGACAAGGACAAAGGUAUUCUGGGGGCGAAAGAUACAGCUCGGAUUGCGUGUUCUUGCGCUCCUUGGUGCCCUGGGUUCGUUAUUCUGUGCGAUCGUGAUUAAAAAUGUGCCAUCCAGAAUAAUCUGGAUUGUUCGAGCCGGCCCCUCGGUAGCAAUUCUUCACACAAUUUAUGCCAUUUAUCACCUACGUCGAUCCCCAGUUACUCGGCCUCCGGGCUCACAAGCCAGUUAUAUGAUUUUUGCAGCAAGUCUAGACCUCGGCUUGGUACCGUUCUACGUUUUCGCAGCGUACCUGGGAUACGAACAGUAUACAUCAAGCGCUUACAGCUGGGAAACACUCCUGAGCUCUGAUGUUGAUGUGAUAACUAAGAUUGCACAGUCAACAUUUUACCUCAGCGUGAUUAAUGGAGGCCUUCACUUGGUGUCUCUUGUGAUUUCUGGUUUCUUGUUUAAUAUUUUCCGUCAGAUUACCAAACUUCCCCCAGAUCUGAACCCCCUGGAAGACAACUUAACCGCUCGCCCCCAUAAGCGAACGAAGUCAGAAAUUGCAGAGAAACAUACCAGUAGCUCAACACUGGAUUCAACUACCCCUUCAAUGGCAGAGCCGCUGAUUGGACCCCCUCGUACAGUUCCGUUCAUGCACACUCGAGCACAGUCGUCAGAGGAUAAUUCGGCGCGUUUCUCCACUGACAUUUCUAAUGAGCUCAGAAACUCGCAAACAUCUAUUCCGCAGAUGCCAUUCACUCACCGAGCAGACACCCUUGAGGAUAUGGACUACGACAUACCAAUGCAUGACACCGAUGUUGUCACUCGCCCUACCUCGUCAAUUCCUCGCACCCCGGUGCGAGAGCCAUCUCCUGAACUACCAAGCCGAUCCCAAUGCGUCAGUCCUGCAUCAGAAAAUUGGGUUGCUUACUCGUCUCGAUCCACUACUCCAGUACAAGACGCUCAAAAUGAAGCAUCUCCUGCUCGGGAACCCUCUUCUGUUUACAGUCGAGCUGAAACUCCUGCGUCGACAAAUGGCGUCGUUGACUGGAUGACCCUUGCUCAGCGCUACGAAUGGGAGAUUAGUGAACCUAUAUCUGAAGAUAUUCGUGGCGAGUACGAGUCUCUUGCUAUGCACGAGUUCUAUGGAAACGAUGACGAUGCUCAUAAUGUACGGAAGAGUGGAUUAUACGACCAUGAUGAACAUGAUAUCGGCGAUAACCGUAUCCAAAUAUAUCAUGAUCAUGUCGAUAGUGAUGCCGAGUCAGACACCAAUACCCUUAGGGUUAAUCCCUUGGGACUGAACCCACCAACGCCACAGCCAGUCCUCAACGUUGUUGACGAUACCAAAAAGUCUCCUAACCGUAUGAUUCUGAGCGAUAUUCCUAACCUGUUCCCUACACCAUCACUCAGAGUACCUCCUCUUGACAGCCCUGCUAAAAGUGGCCGCUUUUAUGGUGAUCUCGACGGAAACUCAGGACUCAACGUUACCCGAGCUGUGAGCGGGCCUGAGGAAUCAAAACCAGGACGGAAAAAGAGCAAGUUGAUGAAGCGAAAGAGCCUGAAACAGAACACUUAUGGUGCUCUAAAGCAACAGGAAGACGAGGAUAUCAAGGAGAAAGCCUACGACGCAGUCGAGCCUGUCGAUCCCGCAGUAACAGAGAGAGACCGCACGGGCCGCGUUAUCAGUAACUCGGGAGCGGACUUCAAUCGCCCUGUGAGUUCUGACUCAUCAUUAUCGUACGGAAACUAUAUUGCUGGGCUGGGAGUUGGUCGAAGACGAGACGUGAGUGGGAAAAUGGCGGAGGAAGGUCGCGGUGGUAUCAGCAAGUCCGGGAAUGAUGCUUCUAUUCCUAUUCGGGCUGCUGGCUGGGCGCGGUUCGCUGGGCUAUGAUGUCGAUGUACUCUAGCCUGAAUUUUUGGGAAUAAGCGAAUUUCAACUCGAAAAGAAUAGCUGAAGGGUUAUUUUUUUUUUUCGGGCAAACUUUGCAUAAUGUGAUAUGGAAAUAAUAUGCUUGGAUGAAGGACAAGAUUUUCAUGAGCUUGGAUGGGAUUUCAUUGUGAUACUUACUUAUCAUCUGUACUUAUUGCCGGCGUAGAUUAGGAUAAAUAGUCUAGGAAUCAAUACAAAUGAACACUCUA
This is a messenger RNA of Aspergillus ochraceoroseus IBT 24754, 2618 nucleotides long. RefSeq lists its product as uncharacterized. NCBI's taxonomy places the organism in Eukaryota, Fungi, Ascomycota, Eurotiomycetes, Eurotiales, Aspergillaceae. The record is from RefSeq and is a predicted model, not a curated record. The transcript is spliced from 3 exons. The coding region runs from base 268 to 2370 and encodes 700 amino acids.